This is a messenger RNA of Cinclus cinclus, 1905 nucleotides long. It is a transcript of the gene CDK18, whose product is annotated as cyclin dependent kinase 18. Gene Ontology annotation, biological process: protein phosphorylation. Lineage: Eukaryota; Metazoa; Chordata; Aves; Passeriformes; Cinclidae. Gene Ontology annotation, cellular component: nucleus; cytoplasm. The record is from RefSeq and is a predicted model, not a curated record. The coding region runs from base 481 to 1905 and encodes 474 amino acids. Gene Ontology annotation, molecular function: protein kinase activity; ATP binding. The transcript is spliced from 15 exons.
GCUGACCCCACCCAAAACUUUGCUGCUGGCUCGGGAGGUCUUUAUUGAAAGGAGUCUCCUUUUCCAGAUGUGGGAUUGAGUCUUUUCCAUCACUGUUUAGUCUUUGACUCGCUUUCCUUCUGUUUUCACCCUGCUUUCUCCCCUCUCCAGGCAUUCCUGGAGUUUCCAAGGAUGCCACAAGGCACAGACUGUGUUGGAUUGUGCACAGCCCUGCCCUGGGCUCAAAAAAAAAAAAAAAAAAAAAAAAAAUUCCUUCUCUGCACUGCUUGACCAGAGGAACCCAAUUUCCCAGGCAGCUCCUCUUCUGCUCUGACCUAGAGAAGAGAUGUCCCCAGGGACCCCUGUGGGGUGGGAAUUCGGGUCGGGAUUCUGCCAACCCCAAAGAGCAGCAGCUGUGGGUCAGGGGUCCCAUCCCGGUGUUUCCCAGCCCUCUGUCCCUUUCCCCGCAGGGCUCUGCCGUCCCUGGCAGCACGAGGGAAGAUGAACAAGAUGAAAAACUUCAAGAGGAGGUUUUCACUCUCGGUGCCACGCACAGAGACCAUCGAGGAGUCGCUGACGGAGUUCACGGAGCAGUUCAACCAGCUCAACAACCAGAGGAACGAAGACCUGGCUCAGGGCCACCUGCAGCUGGCACAGCUGGGCAGGGACGUGGCAGGGGAUGGCAGCCCCUCGUCCCCGCCGGAGGGACAGGGCCAGUCCCCGACGGCCGCCGUGCGCUACCGCAACCACGGCCAGCGCCGCUUCUCCAUGGAGGACGUCAGCAAGCGCCUCUCGCUGCCCAUGGACAUCCGGCUGCCCCCCGAGUUCCUGCAGAAGCUGCAGAUGGAGAGCCUGGAGCUGCCCAAGCCCCUGAGCAGGAUGUCCCGGCGGGCCUCGCUCUCAGAUAUCGGCUUUGGGAAGCUGGAAACCUACAUCAAACUGGACAAACUGGGAGAGGGCACCUACGCCACGGUGUUCAAGGGCCGCAGCAAACUGACAGAGAACCUGGUGGCGCUGAAGGAAAUCCGCCUGGAGCACGAGGAGGGGGCUCCUUGCACGGCCAUCCGGGAAGUGUCGCUGCUGAAGAACCUCAAACACGCCAACAUCGUCACCCUGCACGACAUCAUCCACACCGAGCGCUCCCUCACCCUCGUCUUCGAGUACCUGGACAACGACCUCAAGCAGUACCUGGAGAACUGCGGGAACCUGAUGAGUGUGCACAAUGUGAAGAUCUUCAUGUUCCAGCUGCUCCGUGGCCUGGCUUAUUGCCACGGCAGGAAAAUCCUACACCGAGACCUCAAACCCCAGAACCUGCUCAUCAACGAGCGAGGGGAGCUCAAGCUGGCUGAUUUUGGAUUAGCCAGGGCCAAGUCGGUCCCGACUAAAACCUAUUCCAACGAGGUGGUGACGCUCUGGUACCGGCCCCCCGAUGUCCUGCUGGGAUCCACCGAGUAUUCCACACCCAUCGACAUGUGGGGGGUCGGCUGCAUUCACUACGAGAUGGUGACGGGCCGGCCGAUGUUCCCCGGCUCCACGGUGAAGGAGGAGCUGCAUCUCAUCUUCCGGCUGCUGGGAACCCCCACAGAGGACACCUGGCCUGGGAUAACAUCCAACGAGGAGUUCAAGGCUUACAAUUUCACCCAGUACCGAGCCCAGCCUCUGAUAAAUCAUGCCCCAAGGCUGGAUUCAGAAGGUGUGGACCUGCUGACAAACCUGCUCCUGUACAGAGCAAAGGGCCGGAUCUCAGCCGAGGCAGCCCUGCAGCACCCCUACUUCAAGAGCCUGGGAGAGCGGGUGCACCUCCUGCCUGACAACGCCUCCAUCUUCUCCCUGAAGGAGAUCCAGCUCCAGAAGGACCCCGGGCACCGAGGCUCAACCUUCCAGCACUCAGCCCGAGGCAAGAACAGGAGGCAGAGUAUAUUUUAA